GCACACUGGGAGCUCUCGGUCCGGCUUGAUGCGCUGAAACUCAUGCAGGAGAUGCGCCUCCCGAAGUUGCAGCCAAGCUCCUUCGUGCAAGGCCUGACAGACGCGGCCGCCGGCUGUGCGGAGUUUCAGACGGAGGACAUGGAAGGGCACUGUGCUCCGGAACAGCUGGAGUUCCUUCGCAGCUUCGUGGCCCACCGCUUCGGCAGCCCGCAGUUUGCGGGCGGCCUGAAGAUUUGCCAAAUAGGUUUCAACGCCGGUCACAGCGCCGCGGCGCUGCUGGACCAGGCACCUGAAGACAGCGUGCUGCUGUCGCUGGACUUGUGCCGCCACGCGUACACGCGUCCGCUGGAGAAGUUCGUGGCAAAGACUGCGCAGGAGCGCGGACAGACGCACAUCCUCCUCGAGGGGGACUCAGCAGAGAUGCUUCCGAGGUUUCGCCAUAUUGAGUUCGACCUGAUGUUCAUCGAUGGGAACCAUGCUUACGAGGCGGUAAAGUUGGACAUGCUCCUUUGCCUUCAGAUGGCCCUGCCG
Symbiodinium necroappetens is the source of this 531-nucleotide messenger RNA. NCBI's taxonomy places the organism in Eukaryota, Dinophyceae, Suessiales, Symbiodiniaceae. The record is from the annotation of a GenBank genome assembly.